CCAUGUGUGUAAGCCAUUGUUUCGUAAUCAGCUAUGGCCAUAGAAACUACUCCACUACUCGAACACCAAACAGAUGGCGGUGAAGAGCAAAAACGUGAGAGCUUUGUUAAGGAGUUCAGAGAUGAGUCAAAGAAGCUAUGGAAGAUUGCAGGACCAACAAUAUUCUCGGCCAUAUGUCAGUACUCACUUGGUGCUGUCACCCUGGCCUUCAGCGGGUACGUGGGCGAGCUCGAGCUUGCUGCUUUCUCAGUUGAGAACUCUGUCAUUGCUGGGUUUUCUUAUGGUGUAAUGUUGGGAAUGGGGAGUGCACUGGAGACAUUAUGUGGGCAAGCAUUUGGUGCUGGACAGAUAAGAAUGUUGGGAGUGUACAUGCAGAGAUCAUGGGUGAUUCUGCUUACGACUGCAUGUUUAUUGGUUCCAAUCUACGUUUGGGCAGCUCCCAUUCUUGAGUUCCUUGGAGAGACUACAGAGAUCUCUAAUGCAGCUGGAAAAUUUGCUCUGUGGAUGCUGCCACAACCUUUCGCCCUUGCAAUGAUUUUCCCGGUGCGAAAGUUCUUGCAAGCACAGAGGAAAGUAAUGGUAAUAGCCUUGGUGGCAGCCGUGGUGCUGGUGUUGCACGUCAUUUUUAGCUGGCUGCUUAUUUUGAAGCUCCAGUGGGGCUUAGUCGGAGCGGCAAUUACAUUAAAUACAUCAUUUUGGCUUUUAGUAAUAGGGCAGUUGUUGUACAUUUUCAUGACCAAAUCAGAUGGUGCUUGGAGUGGAUUCUCAUGGCUGGCAUUUGCAGACUUGUUUGGCUUUGUCAAGCUUUCAAUAGCUUCUGCUGUAAUGUUAUGCUUGGAAUUUUGGUACUUGAUGUUGCUGGUGGUUAUAACGGGUCGCUUAAGCAAUCCUCUGAUAGCAGUUGAUGCCAUCUCCAUCUGCAUGGCCAUACAAGGUUGGGAUGCAAUGAUUGCACUUGGAUUCAAUGCUGCAAUAAGUGUGAGAGUAUCAAAUGAACUUGGAGCUGGUAAUGCUAAGGCUGCAAGAUUUGCAGUGCUCGUGGUUUCUAUCACAUCUAUAGUGAUAGGUGUAAUUUGCUUUGCUGUGGUGCUUGUCACAAGAGAAUAUUUCCCUCACAUCUUCACAAGUAGCGAAGCUGUUGCUGAGGAAACUACAAAAUUGGCUCUCUUGCUGGCAGUCUCAGUUCUCCUCAACAGCCUUCAACCAGUCUUAUCUGGUGUUGCCAUUGGAGCUGGAUGGCAAUCUAUUGUUGCAUACAUCAACGUCGCAUGUUACUAUAUUGUCGGAUUGCCAGCCGGCAUACUCCUGGGAUUCACUUUCAAAUUUGGGGUUCAGGGUAUAUGGUCAGGGAUGAUUGGAGGCAUUUGCUUGCAGACGAUAAUUUUGAUAUCGAUCACUUCAAUUACCAACUGGAAGAGAGAAGUUGAUCAAGCAGAAAGCCGUGUUAAGAGAUGGGGAGGGUCGGCCGGAGAGGAUUGAUCUUCACGACAGACACCAGCAAGCAAAUGUUAUAUAUUGCUUUGGCAUGUCCUAUAAUUUCAGAUACAAAUCCUUUCACUUGAAAGAGUUAGGCAGAAGGUGUUAUAUCCAAGUAUGAACUAUUAGUUUUUGAAGCAAUUUA
This is a messenger RNA of Tripterygium wilfordii, 1621 nucleotides long. Its product is annotated as protein DETOXIFICATION 33. Gene Ontology annotation, biological process: xenobiotic detoxification by transmembrane export across the plasma membrane. Lineage: Eukaryota; Viridiplantae; Streptophyta; Magnoliopsida; Celastrales; Celastraceae. Gene Ontology annotation, cellular component: membrane. Gene Ontology annotation, molecular function: antiporter activity; xenobiotic transmembrane transporter activity. The coding region runs from base 34 to 1479 and encodes 481 amino acids. The record is from RefSeq and is a predicted model, not a curated record. The transcript has 9 exons.